This is a messenger RNA of Sabethes cyaneus, 1768 nucleotides long. RefSeq names its product probable maltase. The transcript is spliced from 3 exons. Gene Ontology annotation, biological process: carbohydrate metabolic process. Bases 1 to 1734 code for a protein of 577 amino acids. The record is from RefSeq and is a predicted model, not a curated record. Lineage: Eukaryota; Metazoa; Arthropoda; Insecta; Diptera; Culicidae.
AUGCGAUCAUCAAUAUUUACUUUGUUGCUCUUAACUGUCGCGGCACUAGCGGAGGAGCAUUGGUGGCAGCAUGCUAACUUCUACCAAAUUUAUCCGCGAUCCUUCAAGGAUAGCGACGGCGAUGGCAUUGGUGAUUUACGUGGAGUUAUGGAAAAGAUUAGUUAUCUUAAACACGAACUAGGCGUUGACGCCAUCUGGUUAUCACCGAUCUUCAAAUCUCCGAUGGCUGACUUCGGAUACGAUAUCUCCGACUUCAAAGAUAUCUAUGAGAAAUUCGGUACGAUUGCUGAUCUGGAGAAUCUGGCCGCAGAGUGCAAGAAGCAAAACUUAAAGUUGGUUUUGGAUUUUGUACCAAAUCACAGCAGUGACGAACAUGAGUUUUUCAAAAAAUCAGAAGAUAGAGAUCCUGAUUACGCAGAUUACUAUGUAUGGCAUCCAGGGAAGCUAUUACCUAACGGCACUCGUGCGCCUCCAUCGAACUGGAUCAGUGAAUUUCGUGGUAGUGCGUGGAAAUGGAGUGAGAAACGGCAAGAGUACUAUCUGCACCAGUUUGUAGCCAAACAACCUGAUCUGAACUAUCGCAACGAAAAAGUGGUUAAUGACAUGAAAGACGUGCUACGGUUUUGGCUUGAAAAAGGUGUUGACGGCUUCAGAGUCGAUGCAUUGCCGUAUCUAUUCGAAAGUCUUCCCGUGGAUGGAGUUUAUCCAGAUGAAGAGAAAAGUGGUAUUACAGACGAUGUAGAUAACCCAGCAUAUCUGAUUCAUAAUCAUACAAGAGACCUCGACGAAACAUUCGAUAUGGUAUACCAGUGGCGUGCGGUAUUAGAGGAAUUUAGAAAAACUCACAAGACAGAUGACCUCGUUUUGUUAACCGAAGCAUAUACAUCUUUAAAUAACAUUAUUCGGUUUUACGGAAGUGGAGAACGAGAAGGUUCACAUAUUCCUUUCAAUUUUGAAGUGCUCAGCAACACGUUUAAAGAAAGCACUGGCAAAGACUUUUAUGAUAACAUAAUGCGCUUCAUGCAAGCUUUACCGAGUAAUCGCUUUGCAAAUUGGGUUCUCGGUAAUCACGAUAACAAGAGGAUUGCGUCUCGUUUGGGCGUAGAUCGAGCUGAUCUCUACAACAUCGCCAUUAAUACCUUGCCUGGUAUUGCGGUCACAUACUACGGAGAAGAACUGGCAAUGGAGGAUGUUUACAUUCCCUGGAGUAAAACCGUCGACCCAGCUGCUUGUAAUUCCAAUCCAAAAGAUUUCCUGAUAUAUUCCCGUGAUCCGGCAAGAACUCCAUUUCAAUGGGAUGAUUCGGUCAGUGCAGGGUUUUCAACUAGUGAUAAUACUUGGCUUCCAGUAUCGCCGAAUUUUAAAAAACUUAAUUAUAAACUGCAACUGUCGGUGCCUCGUAGUCAUUUGAAAAUCUUCAAAUCUUUACUUCGAUUACGCAAGCAACGCACACUCAGAGAAGGUUCGUUUAAUAUCAAGCUAAUUGGUGAAAACUUGAUCGUGUACAAGAGAGAACUACCGGAAGUGAGCACAAUCGUUGUAAUUUUAAACUUUGCGAAAGCUACACAGAAUAUUAACUUAACGACGGUGUUUACCGGGCUCCCGCUUCGGUUUGAAGUCAUAACUUCGUCUCUACAAACCAACUAUGUGGAUGGUACAAUUGUGGAUCGAGAUAUAGUUAUACUACCGGCAGAAGCGGGCAUCGUUCUAGAGGGAAGUGUGAAAUAUGAAUAAGUACUUUCACUCGGUAUUCCUAGUUAGCCUAUAG